AUUACACAAAAACUUGACAGUGUAAAGUGAAUAAACGGGAGAAGCGAUACAUUAUUUUUUAAACUGUGUAAUUAGCAAAAUUUUUUGGUAAUUUCGCAUUAAAGUGGAUAUUGGUGUACAGUUUCAGUGAAUAAUCAAUAAUGGUUAUUAAGAAAAUUUGCUGCCUAGGCGCUGGAUAUGUCGGGGGACCUACGUGUAGUGUUAUAGCUUUAAAAUGCCCCAAUAUCACAGUCACAGUUUGUGAUAAGAGCGUUGAGAGGAUAGGCCAGUGGAAUUCUGAUAAGUUACCGAUCUACGAACCGGGUUUGGACGAAGUCGUGAAACAAUGUAGAGGUAAAAACCUUUAUUUCUCCACUGACAUUGCUAAAGGCAUCCAAGAAGCUGACCUUAUAUUUAUUUCUGUGAAUACACCGACGAAAACUUUCGGCAAUGGCAAAGGUAGGGCAGCAGACUUGAAAUUCAUUGAAGGCGCAGCUAGAAUGAUAGCUGACAUAGCAACAAGCAACAAAAUUGUUGUUGAAAAGAGCACCGUACCAGUGAAAGCUGCUGAAAUUAUAAUGAAAAUCCUCAGAGCUAACACAAAACCUGGAGUCGAGUACCAGAUCUUGUCCAACCCGGAGUUUUUAGCCGAAGGGACGGCUAUAGUCGAUUUGGUGGAAGCGGAAAGGGUCCUAAUUGGUGGUGAAGAAACACCGGAAGGACAAAAAGCUAUACAAGAGCUCUGUUGGGUAUACGAACAUUGGAUCCCGGCAAAAAAUAUCUUAACAACCAAUACUUGGAGCUCGGAAUUAUCUAAAUUAGCAGCAAACGCGUUCCUUGCUCAACGAAUAUCGAGUAUCAAUUCCCUGUCAGCUGUUUGUGAAGCCACUGGAGCCGAUGUAUCGGAGGUUGCACGGGCUAUAGGUCGGGAUUCCCGUAUUGGACCAAAAUUUCUGGAAGCUUCUAUUGGAUUCGGUGGCAGUUGCUUCCAGAAGGAUAUUCUUAACUUAAUAUACCUAUGUGAGUGUCUGAAUUUACACGAAGUUGCUGCAUAUUGGCAGCAAGUUAUUAACCUAAACGAUUAUCAAAAAACCAGAUUCACACGUAAAGUUAUUGAGUCCUUAUUCAACACAGUAUCAGACAAAAAGAUUGCUAUAUUAGGCUUUUCAUUUAAAAAAAACACAGGAGAUACGAGAGAAUCUCCUUCGAUACAUGUAUCAAAAACUUUAUUAGACGAAGGUGCUAAAUUACAUAUAUAUGAUCCAAAAGUGGAAACUGAUCAGAUAUUCUACGAACUUACAAAUCCUUAUAUCACUUCAGAACCUGAAUUAGUACGUAAAAAUGUUGAAAUUCAUGGUUCAGCGUACUCAGCAGUCUCCGGAGCUCAUGCUAUUGUACUCUGUACGGAAUGGGAUGAAUUUAGGACCCUGGAUUAUAGAAAAAUAUAUGAGGUCAUGAUGAAGCCUGCGUACAUAUUUGAUGGAAGGAAGAUCCUCGAUCAUGAAAAGCUGCUGAAUAUUGGAUUUCACGUUCAGACAAUCGGGAGACGACUGUCACGGACUGGAAGUAUUCGGGCUCAGGGUAGUCAGACAUUGCCUUAAUUUUACUGUCUACUUCCAGUGAAGAAGCAGCUAAAAAUCCAGUUUGAAAUCCAGUUUAACACCAGGUGAUGUUGCGGCCAAGCGUUCGUUCUACUUACAUUAAAAAAUACACAUACACCUAUCUCCCAAUGGGGUAGGCAGAGACAACGAACCUCCUGACAAUGACUCCAGUAUCGCACAAAAGGUUUUAAACGAAAAAUUCACAAAAAGAUAUAUUUUUAAUAAAAAAAUCAAACGCAAUGUAAUUCUUAGCGAAAUUAUUAUUUUCAUAUUUAUACGUAAAAUUAUUUAAGUUAUUUUUUUUUAUUAAUGCUCGAGUUCGGAGCCGUUAAAAUAAGAAUGACCAAUCAGGGAUCGCGAGUAACGGAAAAUGAUUUAUGAUUGGCGGACUGAAAGAAAAGCCACAAAACAGUAAUCAUAGAGAUUAAAAAGAAAGUUUUCUGUAAUUAUUAAUACAAAGAUCGAACACUGUCAAAAACUCCUUCAAUCUGACAGGACACGAACAGGCUCCUAAGUCUCAUAAUUUUCUUGAAACAGGUCCUUGAGUAACAAGCACAGGCAGUUGAGUCUCUAUAAAGGUCUAUGCCCAGCAAUGGCCGUCGUAUGGUAGAAUGAUGAAAGUGUCAGUGGGAUGGCAGUGACGGCAUUCAUCGGCCAUUCUCACGUUCGAUGUUCUCAGCCUAAUUACCGUAGCCAUUGUUUUUUCUCGCUUAAUAUAUAUCCAAUAACAUUGAACAUAUGAACAACUUUGAGCUUAACUAUCAAUAUGUCUAAAUGACAUUAGAAUACGGCCAUGGAUACGGUAAAUAGGAAAAGUUGAAACAUUUUUAAGAAAACAUAAAAACAAAAAAUUUAAAGAACAACUAUUAACAUAUAAAUAAUUUUCAUUUUAAAAAGGAUUUUCGUCGACAGAUAUAAUUAAAAUUAUAACAUUGUUUUUGUAACAGCUGUGAUUAAUCAUAAGAAAUAAUUGGAGUAACUUUUAAUCAUUACUACUAACCAAAUAUUAAGAAACUUAAUUUUAUUUCGAAAAAUUUGGAAUGGCACUUCUAUCAGUGGAAAUAAACCAAAUGUCCCAAAAUACACUUAUAAUAAUUCAGUUGUGUCAUAAAUAGUCGGCUUUUGUUAAAAAUGUUUUGAACUUUCUAAUUACCGUAUCCACGCUACGGUAAUUAGAUUUAUUUAUUUAUUUAUUUAUUACCGUUACAAUACAAACCGU
Molecule: messenger RNA, 2799 nt
Organism: Hyposmocoma kahamanoa
Lineage: Eukaryota; Metazoa; Arthropoda; Insecta; Lepidoptera; Cosmopterigidae
Gene: sgl
Product: UDP-glucose 6-dehydrogenase
Exons: 2
Coding region: 141-1580 (479 amino acids)
Biological process (GO): glycosaminoglycan biosynthetic process
Cellular component (GO): cytosol; nucleus
Molecular function (GO): NAD binding; UDP-glucose 6-dehydrogenase activity
Source: RefSeq, a predicted model, not a curated record